Musca domestica (house fly) is the source of this 2373-nucleotide messenger RNA. It is a transcript of the gene hfp, whose product is annotated as poly(U)-binding-splicing factor half pint. Gene Ontology annotation, biological process: regulation of alternative mRNA splicing, via spliceosome; mRNA splice site recognition; alternative mRNA splicing, via spliceosome. Gene Ontology annotation, cellular component: catalytic step 2 spliceosome; precatalytic spliceosome. Lineage: Eukaryota; Metazoa; Arthropoda; Insecta; Diptera; Muscidae. The record is from RefSeq and is a predicted model, not a curated record. The coding region runs from base 146 to 2032 and encodes 628 amino acids. Gene Ontology annotation, molecular function: RNA binding. The transcript is spliced from 6 exons.
GUAUAGUUUUUAUGGUUGGCAACGUUGCAGUUUUUCAUUGGUAACAUUAGAUACGUUCCGAGUCGUACAACCGCAAUCGGCGUCUGUAUUCGCAACAGACAUACCACAUUGUUUAUUUGUUUGUUAAAUAUUUGCUUCAUAUAAAAUGUCAACGUGUGAAAGAAAUCGUUCUCCGCGUUCGGAUGAGAGUGGAAAUGAUUCCAUGUCUCCCUCGAAGAAGUUUCGUCAAGAAUCUGGUAAAUCAGACAGUAAAAUUCCUUACAUUUCCCAGCCCGUGUACGACCUAAAGCAGACUGGAGAUGUAAAAUUUGGUCCUGGAACCAGAUCACCUUUGCUGGGAUUGCUAGGUGGAGCGCUACCAAAGCUGUCAUCGGAACAACAUGAUGCUGUCAGUAAAGCAAAAAAAUAUGCAAUGGAACAGAGUAUUAAAAUGGUGCUUAUGAAGCAGACUCUUGCCCAUCAACAACAGCAAUUGGCCUCCCAGCGUACUCAAGUACAAAGACAACAAGCUUUGGCAUUAAUGUGCAGGGUUUAUGUCGGAAGCAUAUCAUUCGAGUUGAAGGAGGACACUAUUCGAGCUGCAUUUCUUCCAUUUGGGCCAAUUAAAUCUAUAAAUAUGUCAUGGGAUCCGAUAACCCAGAAACAUAAAGGAUUCGCUUUUGUUGAAUACGAAAUUCCGGAGGGUGCACAACUUGCGUUGGAACAAAUGAAUGGCGCUCUUAUGGGUGGCCGCAAUAUAAAAGUUGGACGACCAAGUAACAUGCCUCAAGCUCAGCAAGUUAUCGACGAAAUACAAGAGGAAGCUAAAAAUUUUAACCGAAUUUACGUUGCAUCUAUACAUCCAGACUUAUCAGAAGAGGAUAUAAAAAGUGUUUUUGAAGCUUUUGGGCCUAUAAUGUAUUGCAAACUUGCACAAGGCACAUCACUCCAUACACAUAAAGGAUACGGAUUCAUCGAAUAUGCCAAUAAGCAAGCAAUGGACGAAGCAAUUGCGAGUAUGAAUCUUUUUGACCUUGGUGGACAGCUGUUAAGGGUGGGACGUUCAAUUACACCCCCUAAUGCGCUGGUUAGCCCGGCUACCAAUUCUACAAUGCCAACAGCAGCAGCAGUUGCAGCUGCUGCGGCUACUGCUAAAAUCCAAGCUUUAGAUGCUGUGGCUAGUAACGCCGUCCUUGGAUUGUCUGCUACAACACCGGCCCUGGGUAUAUCUUCAAUUGGUAACACCAAAGUAGGAACAUUGCCUUUAGCAGCGGCUCCAAGCUCUUUUCACCCUUCAAUAGCUUUACCGGCAACAACAGGGCCUGCGUUCUUAGCGGCUAGCAUUUUUCAAAAUCCCAGUGUUAAUCCUAGCUUGUUAACUGCCACAGCUUCUACUAUACAAGCUGUAACCGCACAAGCUAUUAAUUCUGCUAACAAAACAAUAAUUGCAAAUCCCUCUGGUAUGUCUGUACCAGUUGUAGGUAAGAUUGGAACUGUGACGACUGAGGGUCUCAUAGCUCCACCACAGACAAGUGUUGUUGGCGCUUUAAUAGCAAAAACUGCUGUCUCUGCAACAAAUCAACCAGACAACCAGAAAAAAGCUCAAGAAAAGCAACAAGAAGAGUUACAAAAAAAACUUAUCGAAGAAGGAGAAACACAGACGUUACAGCAGCAAGAGAACAUGUCUAUUAAGGGACAGAGUGCAAGACAAUUCGUAAUGCAACGCUUGAUGAGACCUCAAGAAUCACGGGUUAUAAUUCUCCGCAAUAUGGUUGGACCUGAAGACGUCGAUGAAACCCUGCAAGAAGAAAUUCAAGAGGAAUGCAGUAAAUUUGGAACAGUAAGCCGCGUAAUUAUUUUCAAUGAAAAACAAACUGAAAAUGAAGACGAUGAUGAAGCAGAAAUAAUUGUCAAAAUAUUUGUCGAGUUUUCUAUGGCAUCGGAAGCGGAGCGCGGCAAGGAAGCUCUUCACGGGCGAUUUUUCGGCGGAAGAAGAGUUAUUGCGGAACUAUAUGACCAAUCUCUAUUUGAUCAUGGUGACUUAUCGGGUUGAAUGAUUACUAUAAAUACCUUCAAUUAAAUAUAAUUUAAAUGAUUUAAAAAAAAUAUAAAUAACAUUACCAAAAAUGUGACUGUCGGACUGAACUUUCCGCAACCAAAGUUAAACAUAUAUGUUGGAAUCGUAACAAAAUACGUCGAAUGUAACGAAUUCAAUUUUUAAACGUUUAUUCUUAUUUUGGGGAAAUUGUCAUACAUACAAGUUUAGUAUUUUGAGGAAAAUUAUAAUAACAAUUAUUUCUGCUGACGGUCGAAUUUAGAGUAAUGGUAUCAAACUAAUUUCAUAUUUGUCACAUUCAACAUGGAUAUAUUAAAUAAAGUGUAAAUUGCAAUUAA